Messenger RNA from Pediculus humanus corporis (human body louse), 2754 nucleotides. RefSeq names its product heparan sulfate N-deacetylase/N-sulfotransferase, putative. The coding region runs from base 1 to 2754 and encodes 917 amino acids. Gene Ontology annotation, molecular function: heparan sulfate N-sulfotransferase activity; deacetylase activity. Gene Ontology annotation, cellular component: Golgi apparatus. Lineage: Eukaryota; Metazoa; Arthropoda; Insecta; Psocodea; Pediculidae. The record is from RefSeq and is a predicted model, not a curated record. The transcript is spliced from 15 exons.
AUGUCUAACUUUUGGAAAAGCAAAGAAAUAUUGCUACCGCUCUCUAUCACUAAUCCUGUACUAUUUUAUCAACGGCAGAGACGAACGAACAAAAAGGAUGCCAUGUUGCUUUUGGUAAAACAAGUUACGAUGAAAAGAUUCAUCCUCCUCCUUUUAUUAUCUAGUAUUCUUUUAAUAAGUUUUCAAUUAAGGCUCACAACUUAUUUCAUCAAUUCUCCAUUCGGAAGGAAUACUAGACCUGAACCAAAUAUUCGAUGUUCAUUUCAAAAUGGAGUCGCCAGGGGAACUGUUCGUGCUCCCGAUCAUCGUUCGGCUGCGAGACUUAGAAUAGAUCCGAAAGUUUUGGUUUUUGUAGAAACUACUUAUUCCAGAUUGGGACGUGAUGUUGCCGAGCUUUUAGUGUACAAUAGAAUAAAAUACAAAAUAGAUGUUGCGGGUAAAUCGCUUCCUGUUUUAACAAAUUUGGACAAAGGAAAAUAUGGUGUCAUCGUUUUUGAAAAUUUAAAUAAAUAUCUUCUAAUGGACAAAUGGAACCGAGAGCUUUUAGACAAAUAUUGUAGAGAAUAUAGCGUUGGAAUUAUUGGAUUUAUACCACCGAGCGAAGAAUCUCUAGUAGGAGCUCAACUGAAAGGUUUCCCGCUUUUCAUUCAUACCAACUUAAAACUAAAAGAUGCAGCUUUAAAUGCAGCUUCACCUAUAUUAAGAUUGACAAGAGCAGGAGAAACUGCUUGGGGUCCACUUCCUGGAGAUGAUUGGACAAUUUUUUCACCGAAUCAUUCUACAUACGAAGCUCUAUCGUGGGCAAGCAGAAAUGAAAAUUACAUUACUACUUCUUUUAACAAAACGCCUUUAAUUACUUCAGUGCAGGAUCACGGAUUAUACGACGGAAUACAACGAGUUUUGUUUGGCAGCGGAAUGAAAUUUUGGCUUAAUAAAUUGUUGUUCCUCGACUCUCUUUCUUUUCUCAGUCAUGGACAGCUUAGCGUUAGUCUUCAAAGAUAUAUUCAGGUUGACAUAGAUGAUAUUUUUGUUGGAGAAAAAGGUACACGUUUGCAAAAGGAUGAUAUAAUGGCCAUGCUAAAAACUCAACAAAGAAUUCAGGAAAUGAUAUCGGGGUUCAAGCUGAAUCUUGGAUUUUCCGGUAAAUAUUUUCAUCACGGAACGACAGAAGAAAAUUUGGGAGACGACAUGCUUUUAGAAAAUGCAGAUAAAUUUAUGUGGUUUAGUCACAUGUGGAAUCAUCUUCAACCUCAUUUGUAUGAUAAUUUAACGCAGUUAGAAGUUGAUAUGAUAUUGAAUAGAAAUUUUGCCAAAGAACACGGAAUAUCUGUCGAUUCCGGAUACAGUAUAGCUCCUCAUCAUUCUGGAGUUUAUCCCGUUCACGAGUUAUUGUACACGGCCUGGAAAAAGGUUUGGAAUAUUCGAGUGACUUCCACAGAAGAAUAUCCCCAUUUAAGGCCUGCAAGACUUCGCCGGGGAUUCGUUCAUCGAAAUAUUAUGGUUCUUCCAAGACAAACUUGUGGUCUUUUUACACACACAAUAUUUAUCGAACGCUAUCCAGGAGGAAGAGAUAAGCUGGACGAGGCCAUAGAAGGGGGCGAAUUAUUUCAAACGAUUGUGUAUAAUCCUAUAAAUAUUUUCAUGACACACAUGUCAAAUUACGGAAACGAUAGGUUAGCACUUUACACUUUUGAAUCUGUAAUUAAAUUUAUACAGUGUUGGACAAAUCUACGGCUUUUAAGUGCUCCUCCAGUUCAAUUAGCUGAAAAAUAUUUUUUACUUUAUCCGGAAGAGGUCGAUCCAGUGUGGGGGAAUCCGUGCGACGAUUCUCGUCAUAUAAAAAUUUGGUCCAAGAACAAAACUUGCGAUCAACUUCCAAGAUUUUUGGUUAUCGGUCCGCAAAAAACCGGAACCACUGCGUUGUACACAUUUCUUUCUAUGCAUCCAGAAGUGCAAAGUAAUUUUCCCAGUGCCGAAACUUUUGAAGAGAUUCAGUUUUUUAAUGGUAAAAAUUACUACAGAGUUUUACUGAAAAAAAAAAAAAUUAAAUCAAAUUGUUAUCUACGUCAUAUCAAUACAUUAAAAUCUACUUGGCAGUACGCAAAUUAUUUUCUUUUCGAAAAAAGUGCCACAUAUUUUGACGGAGAAUUUGUUCCAAGAAGAGCACAUGCUUUGUUACCACAUGCCAAAAUUGUGACGAUAUUGUUGUCGCCAGCUAAAAGAGCUUACAGUUGGUAUCAACACAUGCGAGCUCACGGGGAUCAAAUAGCAUUAAAUUAUUCUUUUCAUCAGGUCAUAACAGCCUCAGAUGUAUCUUUGAGACCCCUGAGAGAAUUAAGGAAUAGAUGUUUAAAUCCGGGUAAAUAUGCUCAGCAUUUGGAAAGGUGGCUUUCGUAUUAUCCAGCGCAACAGUUGCACAUAAUCGACGGUGACAGAUUAAAAUUAAAUCCUCUCGAAAUAAUGAACGAACUUCAAAAGUUUUUAAAAAUUUCUCCACCGUUUGAUUAUUCAAAACGAUUGAGGUACGAUCCGAAGAAAGGAUUUUUCUGUCAGGUGAUUAAGGGCGAUCACACGAAAUGUCUCGGAAGAAACAAAGGAAGACAAUAUCCUCCCAUGGAAGAAAAAUCAUACAAAUUACUUCAGAGAUAUUAUCUUUCUCAUAAUACGGCCCUUGUUAAAUUGUUGAAACGUCUCGGUAUACGAAACAUUCCUCAGUGGUUAAAGGAAGAUUUAAGUGAAACUUUUCCUACGUGA